CCUCCCGGCCUGCACACUGAAUGGCUGCGCCACUACCUGCACUCGGCCUCGGAUUGGGCGCGCGGCGUCUCCCCGGCGUGAUAGGUCAGGACCACCGCCCCCCUUGCUCCCCAUUGGCUGCUCGGCGAAGCCCGGUCUCCGGGUAAGAUGGCAGCGGACGGACAGUGCUCGCUCCCCGCUUCAUGGCGGCCGGUGACCCUCACCCACGUCGAAUACCCUGCAGGUGAUCUCUCUGGCCAACUCCUUGCCUAUCUGAGCCUCAGCCCUAUUUUUGUCAUUGUUGGUUUUGUGACCCUCAUCAUAUUCAAGCGGGAGCUACACACGAUUUCAUUCCUUGGGGGCCUGGCAGUGAAUGAGGGCGUCAACUGGCUGAUCAAACACGUUAUCCAGGAGCCUCGGCCCUGUGGAGGCCCACACAUGGCAGUGGGCAGUAAGUACGGCAUGCCCUCUAGCCAUUCCCAGUUCAUGUGGUUCUUCUCCGUCUAUUCCUGCCUUUUCCUGUAUUUAAGAAUGCACCAAACAAAUAACGCCAGGUUCUUGGACUUGCUGUGGAGGCACGUGCUCUCUCUGGGGCUCCUCACCGCAGCUUUUCUCGUCUCCUAUAGCAGGGUCUACCUGCUGUACCAUACCUGGAGCCAGGUAUUUUAUGGGGGUGUUGCUGGAAGCCUCAUGGCCAUCGCUUGGUUCAUCUUCACCCAAGAAGUCCUCACCCCGCUGUUCCCCAGGAUAGCAGCCUGGCCCAUCUCCGAGUUUUUCCUCAUCCGGGACACGAGCCUCAUUCCCAACGUGCUCUGGUUUGAGUAUACAGUAACCAGGGCAGAAGCCAGGAACAGACAACGCAAACUGGGGACGAAACUGCAGUGACUGGUGGGUGUGGCUGGGUCAAGCCUCUGAAUCUGGCCUGCGCCAUGCCUUGCAGGAUGGACAGAAUGAUGGAUGGAGGAGUGAAGCAGAGACCUCUACAGACCCAAGUCACCAAGUGGAGCCUUUUUUUUUUUCUUAUUUUAAUUUUAAUGGACAUGGUGGACCAAAGGGCUGAGUCAGGCCCUCAGCCAGGACUCUCUGGGAGGGCCUGCUGUCUGUGGGUCGCAUGGCCAGAGACCCUGGCUCUGCUGCUGCCAGCUCCUGACUGGGUGGAAGGUGCUCUUGGCAUGGGCCCUAGGGUGUGGGUGGAGCACGAGGGCUUGCACCUUGGGUCUUGAGAUCAGGAACUCCAGGUGGAGGAGUGCACACUAUUUAUUUUGGGGUUGUAGAGUCCAUGCUGAAGAGGCUGCUCUGCAGUGGCUGCCCUGUACAGAGGAGCCCAGGUGAGCACUCAGACCCUCUGCUCUGAGCCUCAGGCAGGAUAGCCCGCCUCCUGCUGGGCCUGAGCAGGGUCUGGUGCCCAGGAGUGAGGCAACAACCCUUGCUCUCCCUGUCACCAUUGCCAUUCCAGAACCUUGUCAGUGUUUCCUUGUCUGGGGGCAGGGCCCAGAGCAAGCACCCGUCUGUCGGCUGGGCUGCUGUUAUUGUGUUCUUCCCUAUGUCAACCCAACAUCACAAGGGCUUUCUCUGGUCCUCUAUCCCCAAGACAGUAAUCCCUUUCUGACAAAAGAGCCUGCACAUACGGGUGAGCACACCCAAGCGUUUACAGCUCCUUUUGUCUGGCCAUCCAGUAGCAGUCUGUCUUCAUCCCAACUUGAACAAAACAGGAACCAGGAGCUAGGAUGCUGGCAGUGUGGCAGCGUUGACACUCUCCCCCGUCACCUGGCCCAUAUGCUCUGGAUUUGUCCCUGUCCCUCCUGGCCUGCCCUAGAGGCUGGAACCCUGUGCAGGCUGACCCUGGAAUCUGCCGGGCUGUGAGGAGUCCCUCCUAAGGGGACUCUCCAAGUUGCCCUGCCGCAGCUGUGGAGAUGCUUCCAGAACUGAAGCAGCCCCUGGGGGACCUGUUCGAACUCUCCCCCCUUUCUCUGUGGAGGUCCCUAACCUGCUGCUGAAGCACAAGUUUUUGGUGCUUUCCUUUUGUGUCUGUUAAAGGCCGUGUCCAAGCCCCUCAGAGGCCAGGGCCAGGGCUGGUUUCUAGGGCGGUAGGUGAGUCACAUUCCCUCCCCUUCCCCUAGGAUUUUUUUUAUUUUUAUUUUUUUUGGAUUUUUAUUUUUUACUUUUUGCCUGAGACAAGCCAAGUGUGAGGUGGUUUAAGAAAAUGAAAUUGUUUACUAUUGUUUUAAAAUAAAAUCUGAAACUCUG
Molecule: messenger RNA, 2226 nt
Organism: Meriones unguiculatus (Mongolian gerbil)
Lineage: Eukaryota; Metazoa; Chordata; Mammalia; Rodentia; Muridae
Gene: Dolpp1
Product: dolichyldiphosphatase 1
Exons: 8
Coding region: 148-864 (238 amino acids)
Biological process (GO): protein N-linked glycosylation; lipid biosynthetic process
Cellular component (GO): intracellular membrane-bounded organelle; endoplasmic reticulum membrane
Molecular function (GO): dolichyldiphosphatase activity
Source: RefSeq, a predicted model, not a curated record